ACAAUUCCAAUUACCGCCUCACUUCUAAGCCUAUAUUUGUUGUUUUCAUCGAAGUUUUCCAAGUGAAUGAUUCAUAGUCGACGGUCAACACUGACAUACACAUAGCCAACCGUAACUGCGAUGAACAAGUGUCACAUUCUUGCUUCUGUCACCCUUAAUGCAACACCCAAAUAAUAGGAAAUGAGAAGAGUUUCGUGAAUUUAUAUUGAAAAAAGUAGUCGUUUUUCUAGUUAAAUGAUUUUUCCGCGAAUAUAAUUGUUUUGACGUCAAUACAAAAACGGUAUCGGAAUAUUUUGAGACGGGAGAACAAGUGAACGUUGCAAAGUUUCGGGUUUAUAGUGAAAUAUGUGAUUCUCAGCAGGAGUGAGCUUGUCGAAAGUGAAACCAUUUUUUUCAUGUCAGAGUUUGUGAAGAUUUUCAAAAUUUAAUGCAUUGCAAUUAGGUUCUGCUCGCUGCAAAUAAUCCCGUUUGGAAAAGUAUAUAGUUGUAUCGAGCUAGAGCCAAGCAUGUCCCGGCAUCAGAAUCGGCCUCGAAAACUACAGGUAUUAGUGACUUUCGAUCGCGCUCUGUACGGUAACGAUGAGGAGGUUCUCUAGUGGAAUGGAAUAGCUGACGCACAAUCACGGGCGGCAACCGACAUUCCUCACCUCAACAAACAAUCGAAAGAGACGGAUGACGGUUAUUCGUCACCGUUCGUAGAUACUCCUCCACUCUUUUACCACGGAACAAGUCGAUUUUCAGCAAGGAUUUGACCACCUUCAUUAGUAAUACAGUGCAUCACAGCUGGACAGACAGCUUGUAAUUCAUAUUAGAUUUAACGGCUAACUACAUCUAGCUAUUCUAGGAUUAGGAAUUAGGUUAUAGGUAUUCAGAUCAGUUGGCUUUGGCAACACGAGCGAAUAAAAGCCAUGAGAACAAAGCACUUUUUGCUGGUGCUGUUUGCCGUAAUCGGUACUAGUUUACUGUUGAUACUGCUUGGACCUGCUGGCCAGCAGAAUGACUCGAUCAAAAGCAUCGUAUCACAGACCCAUGAGCAAUUGCGGAAUUUAAAGAACAAUCUCCGAGAAGCUAGUGAACAACAUCCAGAAAUGGAUCCCAAGUAUCUCGCCCUGUUGGGCUUCAGCCAUUCGCUGUACAAUGGCACCCGUAGCAACUUCUCUGUGGUGACGUACGUCCUCGCCGGUGAGGUGGCAUCGACGAUUCUCUAUGCACAAAACAUCGCUGCGAAGCUACCGAGCGAACAGCUACUUAUUUACGAUCUCGGUUUAUCUGAGACGGAUCUGCAUGCGCUACAAGCAUUCUGCAACAGCACCCGCUGUACUGUGAUAACCUACGAUGUAAGCUCGCUACCGUCAUACAUAACGGACGAGAACAUGCACGCCUUCCGGCCAAUCAUCAUUCACGAUGCGCUGUCACGAGCCCGAACGAUUCUGUUCACCGAGAACAGUGUUCGUUUGCGAGCUGCUGGCAAAGAGCUUGCCGAAAUACGAGUAAAGACUGAGAAUGGCAGUGGAGUGAUGGGUUGGACAACCCAGCAGGCGGUUACCAGUCGGACGCAUCCGAAAAUGUUCGACUACUUUGAUACGGAUGCAGACAAUUUUUUGUUUCUGCCGAUGGUUUCGUUGGAUUUCGUGCUUUUUGUCAGUACUCCACUUGUGAACGAUCAAGUAAUGCUACCGUGGGUGAGGUGUAUGCUGACACCGGAGUGUUUGCAUCCCAUAGGUGCCCAGUCAGGGGGAUGCAAGUACAACAAAAAACCUCAGUAUCGCUAUUCCGGCUGUCACGCUUAUGAUACAUCUGCCUUCAAUAUCAUUUUGGGCUUGACGUUCGGCUUUGACGAAAGCAAAUACUCAACACACGAAGAUUCGGCUACACUUUAUUCGGUGGAAACAUUGGAGCAGGCGACCAGAAUAUUAGAGAAUCGACGGAAGAAUAUAACCGACACAUCGGAACAUCCGUUCACGGAGGAAUAAACAGGUGGAUCCCUAAGCUCUAUUCUUCCUCGCACAUCUUAAAAUCUCACCUGCUCUAGAAACACAUCCGAAGGAUCGAACAAAUAUAGACAGAAAAGGGGACACUCGAGCCGUUUGUCUACUAUUUUAAAUGUUAUUAGAAAUAAUAAUCUGGCUUAGCCUAUGUGACGAGUCAAGUGUAUUGACCGGGUAAUACAAUCCGAGGAUUCAGCGCGCAAACACGAUGAUAACGGUAAUACUGUGCUGGUAUCAACCAUAUGCGAGAUAGAGAACAAACCAAAGUUGGAUUAAUUGCGCUGGUAUGCAAUUUUAGCACAUCCAAACACACUCCGCUUUGUUUGCUUUUUUAAUAACUGAUAAUACGAGCACAAGUAGCAGCAUUCGAUAAAGGUAUUGUUCUGUACCUCAGUUUAAUUAACGGAAAAUCAAGUUUGGAAAAUUGCCCUACGGGAUUUAUAAAUCAAUAUGUUUUAUGAUAUAGCUUACGAUCAUGUUCCGAAUCGCACAUUUGCUUUCCAUGGUUUAAUCCCAUUUCAUAUGCUGCUUUUUCGUAACGGUGCAAAGAAAUUUCCGGUAAAGAGAUCCUCUGAAUUUAAUAUGUAAACACAUAAAAACUGCAAAAAAUGCGAUUUUCAGGUCAUUAUCAUUUCACAAUCAGUGAAACUCUAUUUGUGAGAAGAUUUUAUCUAAUUCAUACAUAUUUUCAUUUGAAAAAAGCUUAUGAUUGACGAAUUCUGUGCCAGCUCGAACAGAUGUUAGCAGCUGCUUCUCAGAUUUCAAUCGAACUUUUGGGACAUGCAGACUUUGACACAAGUUGAUCUAGACUGUCUUUUGAAAAUGGUUAAACUUUUUUCACCCAUCUUUCUUAAAUAAGUUUAAAAAGGCUAAAUGCAUUUCAUUUCCCAUAUAAUUUGUCAAUUUGUUUUUCAUCAGAUGGCGCUUGAAAUCUAUUUAGGUAUAUUUCGAACCUCUUCAAAACGCCAUAUUUGUUUUCCUUCGACCAGAGACACACUCUUAUUCUGUGGUAAACAUGUCGAAUUUUGAGCAUUUGUGGCACGGUAUGAUUUUCUGGUUUAAUCAAAAGAAAAAGUCAUGGAAUUCUUGUGGAGACUAAUAGCUAUCUUUCUCCACCCGUCAAAACUUGUGAACAAUGGUUUCAAAAUAGGCUCGAAGGCGCGACAAAGUCAUUCUUCAGCAUGACCACGCUCCUCCACAUUGAACCAAAUAGGUCCGCUUGAUUGGGAACUUUUAUUGCACCUGCUAUAUUCACCCGAUACGGUACCAUCUAAUUAUCACCUCUUUUCUUCGAUGGGACACGCACUGGCUGAGCAAUACAAUCAAACUUUUAAGGAUGUACGGAAAUGGCUGGAUGAAAAAUGAAGAUUUCUUUUGACAUGGUAUCCAUUAAUUGCCAAAGUGCUGGGCAAAAUGUAUAAAAAGCACUCGUAUAUAAAACCGUUUUUGAUAAAAAAAAAAAAGCGACAUUUUUAACUUGGACACCUCAUACAAACAGAGCUGUUGUUGCUUUCGUCUCCGUUGCUGCUUCCGUUAAUGCUAUUGAACGUAAGGGUGAAGCCAGAAUGGGAGCGACAAGCGACGCGAAGCGAUGCGCGAUGCGUGACACGAAAAUUUUCUAAUGCGACGUGGUAGCCAUAGUAAAGGCAACUAGAAGUGAUGCUCAAAAGCGCCAGAGGUAAACCAAAAUUGACAUUUUCAUUCAUUGUUAAAGUUUCAAAAGAAUGGAUUCGGACGAAGAGUUUUUAUGUCCGAGGGCGUACGCAACUAUUUCUUCGGAAAUCAUCAAGAGUUCGGAAUUCAUUCCAUUAAUCGAAACAGAAGAAAGUUUGGUGAAUAUCGCCAUCUGUAUAAAGAAUUGUUCAAAGAAUCUCAAUUUCACGACUAUACUAACCAGUAGUUCCUAAUAUUUCCGUAACUUCUGUCGUCAUGACUGCGUAGGAAUGGCAACAAUAGCUCCUUUAUGCAUUCUUCACGGAAUAUAUCCUUGUUUACCGUUUCGGUAGUGGUGAAGCUUUGGCUUGCUCGGCCACAUCUGCAUAUUGCCUACCAAACCAAAUAUUUUUUGAGAAACUUGGCCUGUUUCUUUGUCCUGAAAUGCUCCUCUACGCAGUUCCAUUGCGAGGCAACAUAAAGAUAUUCCGGGACGCUGUAACCAAGCAGUUCAACAUAAACCGCUAGGCAGACAUCAAGUUUCUGCUACUUGCAGAACACUUUUUUUAUUUGCACCGAAGUGCAACGUCUUUACUGUCGUGCCGAAUGUAAACGAAUUUCGACUUAAACUGGUCGAUUCAGGUGAUGGUCAUUUAGGAAUUAACCUUUGCUAUGCUAUUGGCGACACUCUCAAGUGAAUGGCAAAAAAGGAGAUCUUGAUUACGAUUAACAAAAUACCAUGUCAUCCCCACAAGAGCUGCAAGAGUUGAAGCAGAUAAAUAUUCAACUACAGAAAUAUAACGAAAUUAAAUCUCUGCUGUAAAUGCGUUAAACAGGUUAUCAUCAAAAUAUCAGAAGAACUCGAAUAACUAUAAAAUAACGCUUCGUUGGAUUCUGAGAAGAUUGUAACUUUCUCUGGUUUAGUUUUUGAUAAAUAAAAACACUGAAAAAAAUAUUCACUGAAAAGUUUUUAUUAGACAACUUUUUUUUCUUUAGAAGUGACCAUCUCGCAAGGUCGACGGUUGGGAAUUUUACCUAUCUUGAGAACAAAAUUCCCAAGACACAAAAAAUGGUGUUCAAUUUAAAUUUCUUCCAAUAUUUUCAUUCAUAAAUUUGACUAAUUCUGCACAAGUCACCUUUUUGAAAAGACGUAUUCGAGGUUAAAAAAAUAACACCUCUUAAAUGAAUUUUCGAAUAAGAGAAAAGCUGGUGAGAUGAUAUUCUAAUAAUUUUGAAACUGAUUUCGAAUUAGAUUUCGCAAAAGUUAUAACCUUAAACAUUUCGAAAAGUACUGCGUAUGUAAAUUAUCCUAAUUAUUUUAUCUGUUAGUUCUUCCUCGAGUAUUUUGCAAUACAUUAUAUCUCACUAUUUUUUAUUUUGAUUUUUCAUUUCACUUUAGUUGGAGUCUUUUUAGUCUUGAAGGAAUGGAAGUGUGUUUAGCACUCAUGAAAAAACUGUUAACCGGAAACUUUUGCGCAUCAAAAUUUCACAAUGUGUUUGUAUACUCGCUGAUAAUUGUAUGGAUGCGCGCGUGUGUGUUGUGUGUGUACAAAUAUGCAUGUGAUAAUUUACAUCACAGCCUCAGCGAUUAUGGAACUGUUUGAUAAAAAAAAUAUACUGAAAAGGUGGCCAACAUAAGUAACAUUUUGGGACGACGGGAUCAAAUAGAAUUUUGGAUAGUAGGUACUAAAUGUGGGUGGUAGGAAAGGCACAUUUUGAGGCGUCCAACGUCAAAUACACGACUGCGCUGUGACGUUUCAAAUGCUGCAAUUUCCGUCGGUCGAACGAGCUGUGAAAAAUAUAGUCUAGCUUAUAAGUAAUAUUACCUGGAAUAUUGUGUUGAUGAAUUUCUUUUGUAGUACUUUAUUCCAUUUCAAUUCUGGUAGUUUUUUUUAAUGAAAACUUUAUAGCACUUCAAAUAAAGUCACAAUAAUUAUCGAAAAAAUGGCACACACAGAAAAAGAAAACACUCUGAUAACAGGACAUAGGUAAACGCUAGAUCGUAUUCAAUAAAGAAAGUAAAGGAAGCAAAUUAAAACUCUAGAAAGCUACACAAUUAACGUUGGAGCUAGUCAGCCCCGAACUUGUUUAGCUAACCGAUUGUCAAUAAUACAGAAGUAUUUGUAUUGUAAUUAACGUACUAUAAGCUGUAGAAAAUCCAUUUAUUAGCGACCACUAGCGAUAAUUAGAAAACGACAUAGAUAUUUAAUACGUGCCCGUUAACUAAGCUGAUGACAACUAUGUAAGGCAUCAGAACCAGUAAGAUCUACUAUGAAGUAAACCUUAGGCUCGCAAUGAAACUAAAACCAUACUGAAAAUUACUGCUACUAGAAUUAGAAACGAUCAAACUAGUGACGAGAAUAAACGUCAAUUCAUUUCAUUGGUACAAUACUUUACCACUGCGUGGCAGAUUCUGGAGCAACUGCUGAAAUGAUGCAUCGAACCGAAUACAAUUCUUCACUUCAUUAGAUAACUAUCGAAUUUUGGUCCUGUGCCACUGUCUUCUAUCAUAAAUCUGCACAAAACAGCUUAUUUAUAGCUAUACAAAUAGCACUUUCCUGCAAACCGAGAACACCGCUGAACGACAAUCGAGCUUACAUAAAAAAACUAGUCGAAUAACAGGACGUUUUACGUUGAACUUUAUUGUUCGGUCACUAAACACAAAAGUAUUCGUUCGAAUGAACAACAUUUUGCGGGACAAUUUCGGGAGGUGCCCUGAAUCGUGUCGAACGCUCAGACAAAUUAACUGUAACCCAUAUAACAUAUCCUGUCAACAGUUUAGCCAUCCAAAGUUACGCCACAAGUAUUACGCUAAUACGAACACGAACUGUUUAAGAUUAACGAUGAAGAAAAAAAACGUCGGAAAACACAAACAACCCAAGUAACAUAUAUAACAAUAGAAUAGUAGAACGAGACUUAAAAUCACACAAGAAACGCUAAGUCCAAUAACCAGAUGCCAAUUCGAGCUGUAGGUUUCAUUUAAUACGGUUUGAAUUUUGCCUUAUUUUCCAAAUUAUUCUACGCCAGCUUUGCCAAAAGUUUUUCUAAAAUCCAAAAUUUGAUAAAAUUGUUGCUUAUUCAAUACUAAACGGCUGCCAUCGCUAAGCUUACGCAGCGCGGUUGAAAAUGGGACGCAAUGAAGCGGAUCAAAAUGACGUCAGUCAUUUGGACAAAUCUACAGAAAAAAUAAACAUGUUUCGAUUUUAUCGUAGAAGUAAAGAAAAUAGUAUUCAUCAGAUUUUAUUCCAUACACCAUUAGGCAUUGGCUUCAUUGCAGUUCCGUUAACAAUUGCUAGUUGUUUUCGUUCGCCAGUAUCCAACGGACAUUGGAAACGUAUUUGGAGUAUCAAGACAAAAAGUCGACAUUUUUGAGCAACAUUCGAAUCUGAACAAAACCAUAAUGAUUAUCGUUACUAAAAUAAUCUAUCAGGAACUCAGCUAUAGUUAUUGUUAAAUAAUAAUGAAAUAAGUAUAGAAAAUACUUACAGAAAUCAGUAACAGUAAUAAUAAAUAUUGCGAAGUUUAAUUUAUGCUGUUUUAAGCA
This is a messenger RNA of Malaya genurostris, 7185 nucleotides long. RefSeq lists its product as uncharacterized. The coding region runs from base 909 to 1973 and encodes 354 amino acids. The record is from RefSeq and is a predicted model, not a curated record. The transcript has 4 exons. NCBI's taxonomy places the organism in Eukaryota, Metazoa, Arthropoda, Insecta, Diptera, Culicidae.